This is a messenger RNA of Ceratosolen solmsi marchali, 684 nucleotides long. RefSeq lists its product as uncharacterized. The transcript is spliced from 3 exons. The record is from RefSeq and is a predicted model, not a curated record. The coding region runs from base 1 to 684 and encodes 227 amino acids. Lineage: Eukaryota; Metazoa; Arthropoda; Insecta; Hymenoptera; Agaonidae. Gene Ontology annotation, molecular function: nucleic acid binding.
AUGGGACAAUUACCCGUCACAAGAGUAACGCCAUCACCACCAUUCUAUCACACUGGAGUCGACUAUGCCGGCCCACUAACAAUAAAAACGUGGAAGGGAAGAGGAGCAAAAACACACAAGGCAUGGAUAUGUGUCUUUUUAUGCUUCGCCACAUCAGCAGUACACUUAGAAGUGGUCAGCGACUACACAACAGACGGAUUCAUCGCAGCCUAUCGCCGAUUUUCCGCACGCAGAGGCAUACCUCACACACUACACUCAGACUGCGGCACUACCUUCCUAGGAGCAGACAAAGUCAUCAAGAAACUAUUGCUACAAGAGAUAACUACUCUACUAACUCAAAUCGAAGCUAUAUUGAACUCAAGACCACUAGAACCAUUAAGCGAUGACCCAGAAGACUGCUCUGGAUUAACACCAGGUCAUUUCCUCAUUGAAAACUCUCUAACAACAUUACCUGAACCAUCCUUAAAGGAUGUAAACGUCUCACACCUAAUACGAUGGCAAUUCAUACAGCAGCAAGUAGGAACAAUGGUUUUCAUUACAAGGGAGCACCUUCCACCUUGCAAAUGGCCUCUUGCCAAGGUGAUCAAGAUUCAUCCAGGACCAGACGACUUAUCCAGGGUCGUCAAACUAAAAACAGCACUACAAUGGUACAGCCUCCACUACAAUGGUAAGACCCAUCCAUAA